Messenger RNA from Colletes gigas, 1878 nucleotides. Its product is annotated as zinc finger CCCH domain-containing protein 13-like. Gene Ontology annotation, molecular function: nucleic acid binding; zinc ion binding. The transcript has a single exon. NCBI's taxonomy places the organism in Eukaryota, Metazoa, Arthropoda, Insecta, Hymenoptera, Colletidae. Bases 1 to 1878 code for a protein of 625 amino acids. The record is from RefSeq and is a predicted model, not a curated record.
AUGGACAACAAGGGUAAUAAUAGGCGAUUGACAUUGGACACGAAAAUGAUUAUGGACAGGAAGAAUGACAAGGAUAGGGAAACAGAGGAGGCGGUUGAUUGGACAGAUGAGAAUGAAGUCUUCCUCACGCCCACUAGGGUGAAUAAGGAGGUGCAACCAAGGGGGGGCAUGGACCCGUUUGUUGCAAGGAAUAUGGUGGCUAGGUCACCGGUCAGAAGGAUGGCUAACACCAGUCUAAGCAAGGGGGUGGCUUUACGGUACGAGACUGAGUCGGAGACGGAGUCGGAAGCCGAUGGCUCCAUACAGGAGAGUGGUGAGGAUAGACAAAUCAGGGAAACGGUUACGAAUGUCUAUCGGGGGGUAAAAAGGGUGGGGAUGUAUCUGACGACGGAGAAGCAUAUUAGCCAUGAGGCGAAAAGUACGAUAUGUGACGUGUAUAAGGAGCUCAAGGCACUGAAGAAAUGUUUGAAGGAUAGUAGGGCCAGGGAAAUACGGACCUUAGAAGAGCUUAGGAGUAUGAGGGGGGAGAUGGAAAAGAUGAUGGAGAGAGAUAGGGAUAGAGAGCUGGAAAUGGAAAAGAUCAGACAUAGGGAGAAGGAAAGAGAAAGAGUAAUGAGAGAGGAGGUGGAAAGGAUCAAAGAAAGAGAUGAGGAGAGGGAAAGGGAGAUGGGCGAACUUAGGAAAAGGAUAGGUAGAAGGGAGGAAGCUAGCAGCGUCAGUAAACGCAAAAACAGGUCGCCAAACACAGAGAUAGAACACAACGUGUUGACCAGGAGGGUUAGACGUAAAGAGGAACUGGGCCAUGACGUUAUACAUGAGAUAGGUGAAGGGGAUGAGGAGGGGGAAAAGACAGAGAGCAGGGAAACUAAUGGCAGCGGUAUGGGGGAUAUUAAUAGGAAUGGAAGAGGGCCGGCAAACAAUGAGGCGGGGGAAUGGAGUAUUGUUGAUAGGCGGAAAGAAAAGAGGAAAGGGUCAGAGGGGACGCCACGGGGACAAAAGGUACCACUAGGAGCGGGGGCAAACGAGGAUAGAGUAAUGAGGGAAGAGUCAGGAAAGGGAAAUAGGGGAGGAGCAAGGGCUAAGGAACCAAGGGUAGGGGUUGGACGCACGGGACCCAGGAACGAGGCCAUUUGCGUUACAGCUGGGGAAAAAACGUAUGCGGAGGUGUUCAAGGAGAUAGCUAGUAAGGCUAAAGGAUGCCUUAACGAUAUCAAAAUGGUGAGACGGUCGAGGAAGGGGGACCUUAUAGUGGAAUACGCUAAGACGGGAAGUGCCGCCAAAGGAGCUGAGGCCAUUCAUAAUGGGCUCGGCGAAGGUUUCAGCGUUAGAACGAUGGUGCCUAAAGUGGAGGUGCAGAUUAGGGAUCUUGAUCCCAUCUGUGAUACACAGGAGAUUAUCGAGGGAUUUUGUAAGGCAUAUGACGUCGCAGACAGGGGGGAAGUGCGAGUCAAAUUGUUGAGGACAACAUACAUGGGUACACAACUGGCGAUCCUUGAGGCACCAGCGGCGCUGGCAGCCAAAAUCGAGACAAAGGAUAGGGCCAAAAUCGGCUAUAUGUCGGCAAGAGUGAGGGUGGCGCCUAGAGUGCUUAGAUGCUUCAGGUGUCAUGACUUCGGGCACAUGGGGGCGGACUGCACCAAUAAGGGGGAGGGUGUGACGAUAUGUAGGAGAUGCGGAAACGAAGGGCAUGUUAUGAGUACUUGUACCAAUGUGCCGUCUUGCAUCCUAUGUCAAGGAAGGGGUUUACCGGAUAACAGUAGACGGCAUGUGGCAGGAUCUUUCCGGUGUCCACGUUACCAGGAGGCUCUGAGGGGGAACAGGGCCAACAACAAGAGCAAGCCUAAUAAGUUGAGCCGGGAUGCGUUGCCUUCAGAUUAA